Molecule: messenger RNA, 2755 nt
Organism: Xenopus laevis (African clawed frog)
Lineage: Eukaryota; Metazoa; Chordata; Amphibia; Anura; Pipidae
Exons: 9
Coding region: 25-2415 (796 amino acids)
Source: RefSeq, a predicted model, not a curated record
GAGAAGUGUCAGUGAGAGCGCAGAAUGGAGUCGGAGGAGCAACUGCAGGAGACACGGGGAGGAUCGGGCAGGAGCAGUGAGAGGAGUGAGGAGCCACAUAAAUACCACAAGUACUCGAUGUUGGACUAUAGGGAAGUCCCCAAACUGCUCAGACUGGAGAGUGAAGUGACAGAUACAAGUUGCAAAAAGGAGAUCAUAUACCUGAGAAUUGACAGGGACACUGACAUGCGCAGUGAGAUUAACAGGUGCCAGAGCUUUAGCAAAUGUAAUAACCUCUACCCUGCACCUAUAGCCUCCAUGUGGUCUUUAUUGUCCCAGGCAGGAUUCUACUAUGUGGGGCCUGGGGACCGGGUGCGGUGUUUCUCCUGUGGGGGAGAGUUGGAGAAUUGGGAGUUCAGGAAUGAUCCCCUCACCCGACACCAACUCUCCUUCCCUGACUGUCCCUAUGUGCUGGAGCUGAGAGCGAGAGCUGAGAUGUCUACCAUCUUUGGUCAAAGUCAGACUGUAUCAGCCAGUGAGAGACUCAGUCCAACUGUUCCCAGCAGCUCUAAUUGUCCCACUGUACAUGGACAGAUAAAGGACCCGGAUUACAGUAAAGUGGAGUCUAUUACAGAAGGGGAGAGUGAGACACCAGCGCCCCCCAGUGGCUCCAGUAUCUCAGGGCAGAAACCCCUUCGGACAAUGAGAGAUAAACACAACAGGUUAGAGACUUACCGGAGGCACCGUCACCAUUUCCCACAUAACAACCAGCGAAGCUUGUCCCAGGCAGGAUUCUACUAUGUGGGGCCUGGGGACCGGGUGCGGUGUUUCUCCUGUGCGGGAGAGUUGGAGAAUUGGCAGCCUGGGGAUGUGCCCCUCACCCGACACCAACUCUCCUUCCCUGACUGUCCCUAUGUGCUGGAGCUGGAAGCCAAGAGGCCAAUGAAUCUCUCUACUGAAUUAAAUGAAUAUCUGAGUUACAUGACACCGUUCCAUAUGACGUACACAGGAGAGAGACUCAGCUCUGUGACCCAUUGUGACAAGUCUGACCACACAGAUCAAGAAGAGGGACUUUCUGGCCCAAUAAAAGAGGGGGCUUCUGGCCAAGUGGAAGAAGAAAUUUCUGGCCAAGUGGAAGACGGGGCUAUUGGCCAAGUUGGAAAAGGACUUUCUGGCAAAAUGGAAGUGGGGGCUUCUGGCCAAGUGGAAGAAGGAAUUUCUGACCAAGUGGUAGGGGGGGCUUCUGGUCAAGUGGAAGUAGAACCCAGAGUUCAGAAAGAAGAGACAUGUGACUGGCCCACUGGGAGUGCAGAGGAGUGUGAGCUCUGUGGAAAGAUUCCUGAAGUUCCACGAAUCAGUCCCCAGAGAAGUGGCACCAAAUACAGGUUAGUUGUGCCGGGGGAAGGUCUCUUCCGCUGCUCAGAGACAGGAUUACAGUUCCGUGUGGAAUCACCGGCCAAUAUUGACAUUGAAAUUGGUUCCUGGGUGGAAUUCCUGGAGCACCUGCAACAAUACACAUAUGAUAUCGUGGGGCCCCUUUUCAACAUCACAGUCAAAUCUGGGCGAGUAUCAGCAGUGUAUCUGCCCCACUACGUGUGUCUGAAAGGAGGAGACGUGGAUACAGCAAUGUUUAGAGUGGCUCAUUAUAAAGAUGACAAUAUGAUCCUGGAAUCACCAACCAAAGUUGAGCCUUUUUAUGUUGUUCUGGAAAAUCCCACCUUCUCCCCAGUGUGGGUCAUUAUGUUACAACCAUCACCUAAUGGAAAUCAGAGGAACACCCCGACUCACGGCGUUGUCCUGUUAUACAGCAGAUACAAAACAGGUUACACCAUUCAUCUCUACUUGAUGCCACAUGAUCUCUCAUUAAAGCAGGCUGUGCACAAUAAGGAGACAGAAAAUGGCUUUUACCGGGUGGACAAACCUCCUCGGACCAGCACUAUAUAUGCUGAGAAAAUAUACAUUGUGGGGGGACCGGAGGAUGCAGACAUUAUACCAGAGGAGCUUGAGCUGUAUUUGGAUUUCAACUCAGAGCUGUAUCCUUACAGUGAGAUAUACCUUAAGGAAAUACAGGAUAACAUUUACCUAAAAUUGACAUGUCAAGGAGAAAAUACAUCGACAUGGCGAACUCAGCUCAGGACAGAAGACUUGGAAAUAAAAACAAAGGUGACAGAAGAUGGGCGGCACUUUAUUGAUCAGCACCGAGCAGCUCUGAUUGCCAACAUGUCCCACAUUGAUCCAGUCCUGGAUGAUCUCCUGGAUAAUGAGAUCCUGACCCAGGAACAGUACGACACAGUGAGAAGCAAGAGCACCUCCCAGGAGAAGAUGAGACAACUCUAUGACUGUAUAAAGACUUGGGGGAACGCUGAUAAGAAUGUAUUCUACUUUACAUUGUCUGUACACAACAAAUCACUCAUCAAGGAACUUUUACACAGCUGAGAGUUCAGACCUACAGAUCUAACAAAAGAUUAGCCCUUGGAUUUGAUCAUCACAUCCUUUCACUUCUUCUAGUAUCAUUGUGUAACAUUGAUAUUUAGGCUAAAAUAAUGUGAAGCCACACUGUAUCCUUGAUCCCUUCCUCCAUGUAACAUUUAUCUCAACACCUUCAGUCUGCAUCCAGUCUCCCAAGGCAGAGGUCACACUGAAUUCCUGGCCAGGACAUACUGUUUCUUUCUCAGGACCACAACAGAAAUAUACCCCUUUCUUCUGCCAAAAUUCAGGUCCUUAUCCUCUCCAGUACUGUGUAUUUGACUGAGCCAAUAAAUGCAUUUACUCUUCA